GGAAAUGAAAAUUCUCUAACUGAGUGUGGACACAAUGGAUUUGGGACACAUAACUGUGGACAUGGCGAGGAUGCUGGAGUUGUUUGUUUGGCUGGGCUGUGGGAGAGCAUUGGAGGCCACUUCAUCUGCUCGCUUUGGUCAAGGAAGUGGACAAAUCUGGCUUGAUAAUGUGGCCUGUUCAGGAAAUGAAAGUUCUCUAACUGAGUGUGGACACAAUGGAUUUGGGACGCACAACUGUGGACAUGGUGAGGACGCUGGUGUCGUCUGUUCAGGACAGAUCAGACUAGCUGGGUCUGGGUCCACUCAGUGCUCUGGAAGAGUUGAAAUCUAUCACAGUGGCUCCUGGGGAACAGUCUGUGACGAUGACUGGGGCAUUAGUGAUGCCAAUGUGGUCUGUAGAAAACUGGGCUGUGGGGCAGCAGUGGAGGCCACUUCAUCUGCUCGCUUCGGUCAAGGAAGUGGACAAAUCUGGCUUGAUGAUGUGGCCUGUUCAGGAAAUGAAAAUUCUCUAACUGAGUGUGGACACAGAGGAUUUGGGACGCACGACUGUAACCAUGGUGAGGAUGCUGGUGUUGUUUGUUCAGCACCUCAGAUCAGGUUUGCUGGAUCUACUUCAUGUUCAGGAAGAGUAGAAUUUUACUACAACAGUUCAUGGGGAACAGUCUGUGACGAUGACUGGGACUUAAAUGAUGCUAAGGUGGUCUGUAGACAGCUGGGCUGUGGGAGAGCAUUGGAGGCCACUUCAUCUGCUCGCUUCGGUCAAGGAAGUGGACAAAUCUGGCUUGAUGAUGUGGCCUGUUCAGGAAAUGAAAGUUCUCUAACUGAGUGUGGACACAGAGGAUUUGGGAUGCACAACUGUAAACAUGGUGAGGAUGCUGGUGUCGUCUGUUCAGGUCAGAUCAGACUAGCUGGGUCUGGGUCCACUCGGUGCUCUGGAAGAGUUGAAAUCUAUCACAGUGGCUCCUGGGGAACCGUCUGUGAUGAUGACUGGGACUUAAAAGAUGCUGAAGUGGUCUGCAGACAGCUGGGCUGUGGGGCAGCAGUGGAGGCCACUUCAUCUGCUCGCUUCGGUCAAGGAAGUGGAAAAAUCUGGCUUGAUGAUGUGGCCUGUUCAGGAAGUGAAAGUUCUCUUACUGAGUGUCGACACAGUGGAUUUGGGAAACAUAACUGUGGACAUGGUGAGGAUGCUGGUGUCACAUGUUCAGGUCAGGAAGAACCAGAACCGGGACAGAUCAGACUAGCUGGGUCUGGGUCCACUCAGUGCUCUGGAAGAGUUGAAAUCUAUCACAGUGGCUCCUGGGGAACAGUCUGUGACGAUGACUGGGGCAUUAGUGAUGCCAAUGUGGUCUGUAGAAAACUGGGCUGUGGGGCAGCAUUGGAGGCCACUUCAUCUGCUCGCUUCGGUCAAGGAAGUGGACAAAUCUGGCUUGAUAAUGUGGCCUGUUCAGGAAAUGAAAAUUCUCUAACUGAGUGUGGACACAGAGGAUUUGGGACGCACGACUGUAACCAUGGUGAGGAUGCUGGUGUUGUUUGUUCAGCACCUCAGAUCAGGUUUGCUGGAUCUACUUCAUGUUCAGGAAGAGUAGAAUUCUACUACAACAGUGCGUGGGGAACAGUCUGUGACGAUGACUGGGACUUAAAUGAUGCUAAGGUGGUCUGUAGACAGCUGGGCUGUGGGAGAGCAUUGGAGGCCACUUCAUCUGCUCGCUUCGGUCAAGGAAGUGGAAAAAUCUGGCUUGAUGAUGUGGCCUGUUCAGGAAGUGAAAGUUCUCUAACUGAGUGUGGACACAGAGGAUUUGGGAUGCACAACUGUAAACAUGGUGAGGAUGCUGGUGUCGUCUGUUCAGUGUGUGAUGAGACAAAAAUCGGUCAGAUCAGACUUGCUGGGUCUGGGUCCACUCGGUGCUCUGGAAGAGUUGAAAUCUAUCACAGUGGCUCCUGGGGAACCGUCUGUGAUGAUGACUGGGACUUAAAAGAUGCUGAAGUGGUCUGCAGACAGCUGGGCUGUGGGGCAGCAGUGGAGGCCACUUCAUCUGCUCGCUUCGGUCAAGGAAGUGGAAAAAUCUGGCUUGAUGAUGUGGCCUGUUCAGGAAGUGAAAGUUCUCUUACUGAGUGUCGACACAGUGGAUUUGGGAAACAUAACUGUGGACAUGGUGAGGAUGCUGGUGUCACAUGUUCAGGGGUCCCCCCCAAGCCAAGGAUCUCCAUAAGCAAGGGUGAGGUCACCUGGGGUCAGAGUGUCAGCAUCUCUUGUUUAGUCCCAACUCAGGCAUCAGAUGGAAAUUUCAUCCUCAAGAAGACGUCUGGCUCAUUCAUGGAGACUAAAAUCUCAUAUUCCAACUCUGCUAUCUUCAGUAUCAACAAAGUGAACUUCAGUCAUGAAGGACAGUACCACUGCCAGUACGAGGAAAGCAUUCAGGGUUCAAAGUUCUCCUCCCCCUUUAGUAACUCUGUAGGACUCUUUGUUACUGUAAACUUCUCAAAACCCCAUAUCUCCAUCAAUCCUGCUGGUGAGGUGACCUGGAGUCAGAACAUUGCAAUCACUUGUUCAGUCUCAACUCAGGUUUUAGGUGGAACGUUCAUUCUGAUGACAACAUCAGAUUCAUUCAACAGGACCCAAAAUUCAGCUACAAACUCUGCAACCUUCAAUAUUUCUUCUGUGGACUUUGAUGAUGAGGGAUCGUACCAGUGUCAGUAUCAGAAAAAGGGCCCAAGUCGGGACUUUAAUUCCCCGCUAAGUGACAGUGUCAUACUCAAUGUCACAGUCAAUUUGAUGCCGCUGCUGUCCUCAGUAUCUGUUGGACUCCUGUUGCUGCUCCUGCUGUUGCUGUUAGUGGUAGGGCUGAUGCGCAGGAGAAGACAACGACGAGCCAAGAAGCCUGUAGCUCUCAUCCACAGUCAAAUGGCUGUCCGAGUUGGGAAUGCUUACAAGUAUGGAGAUGAAGAUGAUGAUGAGGAUGAUGAGGAGGACUCUGUGAAUGUUGAUCUAGUGGACACUAAUGAAAAAAUCAAAGGAGGAGCUCCUGGACUGGAUGAAGACUAUGAUGAUUAUGAGGACCUAGUGAGUGAUGAUGAUCACGAUUAUGAGGAAGCAGGCCCAAAUGACAAAAAGUCCAAGGAGGCCUGUGUGAGUGUAGACUGUCACAGACAAGAUGAGGAAGAAACUAGUGAUGAAGAGGAAACUAGUGAUGAAGACGAAACUAGUGAUGAAGAAAACAACUAUGAGAAUGUAUCCCCGCCUUCAGCAAGUGUGGAUAAUAAGGAAGAAGAGGAAACUAGUGAUGAAGAAAACUAUCAGAAUGUAUCCUCGCCUUCAGCAAGUGUGGAUAAUAAGGAAGAAGAGGAAACUAGUGAUGAAGAAAACUAUCAGAAUGUAUCCUCGCCUUCAGCAAGUGUGGAUAAUAAGGAAGAAAAUGAAACUAGUGAUGAAGAAAACAACUAUGAGAAUGUAUCCUCGCCUUCAGUAAGUGUGGAUAAUAAGGAAGAAGAGGAAACUAGUGAUGAAGAAAACAACUAUGAGAAUGUAUCCUCCCCUUCAGCAAGUGUGGAUAAUAAGGAAGAAGAGGAAACUAGUGAUGAAGAAAACAACUAUGAGAAUGUAUCCCCGCCUUCAGCAAGUGUGUGUAAUAAGGAAGAAGAGGAAACUAGUGAUGAAGAAAACAACUAUGAGAAUGUAUCCCCGCCUUCAACAAGUGUGGGUAAUGAUGAAGAAGAUGAAACUAGUGAUGAAGAAAACAACUAUGAGAAUGUAUCUUUACCACAACCAGUUCAUUAUCAUUCGUAA
Pelmatolapia mariae (spotted tilapia) is the source of this 3784-nucleotide messenger RNA. RefSeq names its product deleted in malignant brain tumors 1 protein-like. The record is from RefSeq and is a predicted model, not a curated record. NCBI's taxonomy places the organism in Eukaryota, Metazoa, Chordata, Actinopteri, Cichliformes, Cichlidae. Gene Ontology annotation, biological process: zymogen activation. The transcript has 15 exons. Gene Ontology annotation, molecular function: serine-type endopeptidase activity. The coding region runs from base 35 to 3784 and encodes 1249 amino acids. Gene Ontology annotation, cellular component: plasma membrane.